AUGUCUGCAGACGGUGGAGGCACCAGGGCUGCCCAGGACAAGGAGAGAGCCCGAGAGGUUCCAGGUCAUGAGCAUCCUUGUCAAGAAAUGCUUUCUGAGUCGGAGGAGAUGGUGCUUUUGGGAGCUGCUCGGGAGUCACCCCACAUCAAAACGGAGCCGGAAGAGCCACACCCUGAGGGGGCAUCGCAGGGGGAUGGGGCUCCAGGAACGCCAGGCUGGGUGUCCCUAAGCCAGGGCUCUAAGGAGAAGGCUCUUUUCCUGCCUGGUGGAGCCCUCCCCUCCCCCCAGAUCCCCGGGCUUGCUCGCGAAGGGAGGACCAGAGACCGGCAGAUGGCUGCGGCACUGCUCACAGCCUGGUCCCAGAUGCCGGUGACCUUUGAGGAUGUGGCUCUGUACCUCUCCCGGGAGGAGUGGGGGCGGCUGGACCACGUGCAGCAGAGCUUCUAUAGGGACGUCCUGCAGAAGAGGAACGGGCUGUCCUUGGGAUUUCCCUUCAGCAGACCUUUCUGGGCCUCCCAAGGACAGGGCAAGGGUGAGGCCUCGAGCUCGUGCCGGCAGAUGGGAGAUGAGGAGGAGAAGCCAGGUGCGUGCAGAGGAGCCACUGAGAUGGGAAAGGAGGAGCCAGCCCCAUCCCUGGCAUCCCUGGCAGCCCUUGGGGAUGUGAAGCCUUUCAGAAGCAGGGUAGGGAGAGCCCAGGGAGACAUCCUGCAGUGCGGGCAGCAAGCAGGCAGCGGCCAGAGCUCGGGGCCAGCCAAAGACGAUGGGCAGCCGGGUACCCUGGAGGAGAGGCAGGCGAAACCGACCCCGCCCGACACCAGCCUCGAGAAGGCCCAGGAGGGCCACCUUCCAGAGAAACCCAGAGAGGGGCGAACGGGCAGCCCCGAGAGCAGCGAGGAGGGCCUGGCUCCCGACGGUGACGCCAGCAAGAAGACCUACAAGUGCGAGCAGUGCGGCAAGGGCUUCAGCUGGCACUCCCACCUGGUGACCCACCGGCGCACCCACACGGGCGAGAAGCCCUACACCUGCACGGACUGCGGCAAGCGCUUUGGCCGCAGUUCGCACCUCAUCCAGCACCAGAUCAUCCACACGGGUGAGAAGCCCUACACCUGCCCCUCCUGCUGGAAGAGCUUCAGCCACCACUCGACGCUGAUCCAGCACCAGCGCAUCCACACGGGUGAGAAGCCCUACGUGUGUGACCGCUGCGCCAAGCGCUUCACCCGCCGCUCGGACCUGGUCACCCACCAGGGCACCCACACGGGCGCCAAGCCCCACAAGUGCCCCAUCUGCGGCAAGUGCUUCACGCAGAGCUCGGCCCUGGUCACCCACCAGCGCACCCACACUGGGGUCAAGCCCUACCCGUGCCCCGAGUGCGGCAAGUGCUUCAGCCAGCGCUCCAACCUCAUCGCGCAUAACCGCACGCACACAGGCGAGAAGCCCUACCACUGCCUCGACUGUGGCAAGAGCUUCAGUCAUAGCUCACACCUCACCGCCCACCAGCGCACCCACCGUGGCGUCCGGCCCUACUCCUGCCCCCUCUGUGGCAAGAGCUUCAGCCGGCGCUCCAACCUGCACCGGCACGAGAAGAUCCACACGACAGGGCCCAAGGCACUGGCCAUGCUGAUGCUGGGGGCGGCGGGGGCGCUGGCGGCACCCCCGCCUGCUCCCACUUAGGAGGCGUCAGGGCAGCGUGAGAAGGGGUGUGGGAAGGGAGCGGGAGGUGCUGGCAUGGGGUGGGGCGUGGCAACACAGGAACUAGGGCGAGGCGCGGGCACGCUAGCUGCAAAUUAAAGGCCUUGGAAUUCC
This is a messenger RNA of Odobenus rosmarus divergens (Pacific walrus), 1803 nucleotides long. RefSeq names its product zinc finger protein 205 (gene ZNF205). Gene Ontology annotation, molecular function: RNA polymerase II cis-regulatory region sequence-specific DNA binding; DNA-binding transcription factor activity, RNA polymerase II-specific. Gene Ontology annotation, biological process: regulation of transcription by RNA polymerase II. The coding region runs from base 1 to 1671 and encodes 556 amino acids. The record is from RefSeq and is a predicted model, not a curated record. Lineage: Eukaryota; Metazoa; Chordata; Mammalia; Carnivora; Odobenidae. The transcript is spliced from 6 exons.